This is a messenger RNA of Drosophila kikkawai, 1075 nucleotides long. Its product is annotated as glutaminyl-peptide cyclotransferase. Lineage: Eukaryota; Metazoa; Arthropoda; Insecta; Diptera; Drosophilidae. Gene Ontology annotation, molecular function: zinc ion binding; glutaminyl-peptide cyclotransferase activity. The record is from RefSeq and is a predicted model, not a curated record.
GGACAGAACUAUUCCCAAAUGAGCGGAAGAACUUUACUGCUUGUCGUGUUUUACGUGCUCCUGUAUGUUCUGGUACUGCGUUGGGCUUUCCAAAAGCCAACGCACCCGUUCCCAGACGACGAGAAGUAUAUCAGAGCGACUCUAAAAAAGCUACUUAUUGCUCGCCAUGUCGGCAGCCCAGGACAUGCCGCAGUUCGUGACUUCCUCGACAAGGAACUAAUGCGGUUAGGUUUCCUUUCCAAAAGUUAUGACUUUUUCGAAGGCAUCAACUACUCCAAUGUGGUGGGCUAUUGGAAUGACCAGGCAGACCAGUAUCUUGUGCUAACCUCCCACUACGAUGGCCCAAGUCCGAGGAAGGAACAGGAGAAAGACGUCUUGGUUUCAGCCACAGACGGAGCUGUUUCCUGUGCCAUUCUGCUAGCUUUGGCCAGGACGUUUAGGUUAUUUGCCAGGUCCUUGGGCCCAUCCACUGGUCUGGUUCUUGUAUUCUUUGACGGCCAUGAGUCCCAGGCCACGGAACCUGAAAAAAAACCUAAGCUCUAUGGAUCACAGCACUUUGUGAAUAGUCAAAUUAUACCUAAAGACGAAAUAGCUCUUGUCGUGUCGCUUAACCACAUUGGUGCACCCAACCAAACUUUUCCAAGCUUCUCCGAAAAAAAUCAUAAAAAUCAUAAUCGCAUUGCAAACAUAGAACGAGAGCUACGGAAAUCUGGUAAACUAGUCGACUCUCAUGUCCUGUUCCAUAAGAUUGUGUCGUAUAAGAAUGACCUUCCCGAUGAUCAUGUACCAUUUAAAGAAUAUGGGGUGCCUGUCCUGCAUAUUGCUCCGCCAAAAUACCCGGAUGUCCAUCAUACAGCAGCUGAUAAGGCGGAAAAUUUACAUUGGCCCACGAUUCUUAAUAUGAUUAAAAUAUUACGCCAUUUUAUUUUUGAUUUUUUGGUAUCAAUAGACACUGAUGAAUACGAAUCUGAUUUUUACGGUUAUAUAAAUGGGGAAUAUGUCUAAUAAUACUAUUAGGUAUUAAACAUAAAUUUCCCAAAGGAACAAAAUAUAAUGUUAAAUUGUUUACCAUAAA